UAGGGUUAGGCACCUCCUGCGGCCAAUCCCACCGAGAGUGUGACUUCGUGCCUCCUCCAGCCAGGGCCUGCUCGCAGCAAUCGCAGAGAGCGCCUCCUCCGCCGGAGCAACUUUUUUUUUUUGCAAGAGGAAGGCGAGACGCCGAGAGGGAAGGAGGGGGGAUCGGUGCUUGGGGGGAGUCCCCGCCCUUGCGUCCACGCCCCCCCCCUCCAGCACACGCCUCGAUCCGCGGCAUGGCGAGUCCCCCUCCUGGACGCCCAGCACGGGGACCCUUUAAGGGGAGGGGGCAGCGGCUGGAAGGCUUGGCGAGGGGAUGACUCGGGAUUGGGCCGCCGGGGCAGGAGCAUUGAAAAGAGGGGGGGAGAUUGCGGCAGGGGGGUAAUUUAAAAAACAACAACAACACGAGGAAACUUUUUGGGGCCAACUUUCGAGCGUCGGUGGCGGAGUUGCGGGAGCUCGUCCCGCUUCCUUUCCCCACCGGGGCGCCCCCUCCCCGCCCUCCUCCUCCCCAUCUGUGCUCCGGGCGUGGAGUUCAGUAGGAUGGUGGUGUACAACGGCGGGGCUUACUUGCUGCUCAACUAUCUCCUCCUCCUGCUGGCUGGAGCGACGCAAAGCCGGGACCCUGCCGCCGCCACCAGCUGCGAGCUCCAGAGGAAACAAAGUGAGCUGAACUCCUUCCUGUGGACUAUAAAGAGAGAUCCACCAUCUUACUUUUUUGGCACGAUUCAUGUCCCGUAUACCCGGGUCUGGGAUUUUAUCCCUGAGAAUUCCAAGAAAGCCUUCCAGCAAAGCCAUAUUGUCUACUUUGAGCUGGACCUCACAGAUCCUUACACGAUCUCUGCCCUAACCAGUUGUCAGCUCCUGCCGCAGGGUGAGAACCUUCAGGAUGUGCUCCCCAGGGACAUCUACCGUCGGCUCAAGCGCCACUUGGAAUAUGUCAAGCUUAUGAUGCCAUCUUGGAUGACUCCAGACCAGCGGGGCAAAGGACUGUAUGCUGACUAUCUCUUCAACGCUAUUGCAGGCAACUGGGAGAGGAAAAGACCUGUGUGGGUAAUGUUGAUGGUGAACUCUCUGACAGAGGUGGACAUUAAGUCCCGUGGCGUGCCGGUCUUGGAUCUCUACCUUGCCCAAGAAGCAGAACAUCUCCGAAAGCAGACUGGGGCAGUAGAAAAAGUAGAGGAACAGUGCCAUCCAUUGAAUGGUCUGAAUUUCUCUCAGGUGAUCUUUGCUUUGAAUCAGACACUUUUGCAGCAAGAGAAUCUCCGCGCAGGCAGCCUUCAGAUCCCUUACACAACAGAGGACCUUAUCAAACAUUACAACUGUGGAGACCUCAACUCCAUCAUCUUCAAUCAUGACACGUCUCAAGUCCCAAAUUUCAUCAAUGCCACUCUGCCUCCUCACGAACGCAUCACCGCUCAGGAAAUCGACAGCUACUUUCGGCAGGAGCUUAUCUAUAAGCGGAAUGAGAGAAUGGGCAAAAGGGUGAAAGAUCUAUUGGAAGAGUAUCCUGACAAAAGCUUCUUCUUUGCAUUUGGAGCUGGUCAUUUCAUGGGCAACAACACAGUGAUUGAUGUUUUAAGGAGAGAAGGGUAUGAGGUAGAACACACCCCUGCUGGUCAAGCUGUCAACAGCGGGAAGAAUCAAAAGGCUCUGUCUGCCCUCUCUUCAUCUUCCCCAGAAUAUGCUUCCUACAUCAUCUCCCAGGAGCUCCACCCUUCCCAACAGCAUCCACAGAAAGAGGAGGAGGAGGAGGAGGAAGAGCUGCUGCCUCACUUGCUGCUGCCUGAAAGUAUUGAUUUGCUGGAGAAAGUAGACAGGAAAUACAAGAAGAAAAAGAAGAAGCAGCAGCAGAAAAAGCAGCGCUUGCGCCAGUUCAAUGACCUCUGGGUACGCAUCGAGGAAAGCGCCACUGAUCCACCUCCUCGAAUCCGAAUUAUUAAUGGGUACAUUACUGUAGAGCCCCAGCCACGGGGACAUGGUCGUUCCAGUCACAUCCAGUCAGAUACCAGCUGCUCCAGUGGUCUGUUUCGGUCCCUCCCCACUUUGGCAUUGACUUUGGUGCUGCCUAGCUUGAGGAUGCUGGUGCUGGAGUGUAUCUUCUGAGCAGAUCUUCACAUUCCUUGGUGAAAGGAUGCUGAGGGGCAGAGGAGGACUUUUGUGAAUGGGAGAUCAUCUGCGGGAAUUUUUUUUUUUUAAAGGGCUCAUCCUUUUCCUGAAUCUGGACCAUUAACAUGAUUAACUGGCUUGACUGUGCCCAAGACAGGAGAAGAUAUUUUUAAUGAAAGCCAUUAUUUAUCCUUCUCUUGCAGAAGAAUUAUUUCACGUUAUCCCAUAAUGCUUUUGGGAGAUAUAUAUGUAACAUAGUUGCUGUUUUAUUUUUAGCUGUAUAAAAUUUACUUGAAUACAA
Messenger RNA from Heteronotia binoei (common prickly gecko), 2407 nucleotides. It is a transcript of the gene TRABD2A, whose product is annotated as TraB domain containing 2A. The transcript has 7 exons. The coding region runs from base 541 to 2103 and encodes 520 amino acids. Gene Ontology annotation, biological process: negative regulation of Wnt signaling pathway. Gene Ontology annotation, cellular component: membrane. The record is from RefSeq and is a predicted model, not a curated record. Lineage: Eukaryota; Metazoa; Chordata; Lepidosauria; Squamata; Gekkonidae. Gene Ontology annotation, molecular function: metalloendopeptidase activity.